Molecule: messenger RNA, 1215 nt
Organism: Diachasma alloeum
Lineage: Eukaryota; Metazoa; Arthropoda; Insecta; Hymenoptera; Braconidae
Gene: Or159
Product: odorant receptor 9a
Exons: 9
Coding region: 1-1182 (393 amino acids)
Biological process (GO): detection of chemical stimulus involved in sensory perception of smell; sensory perception of smell
Cellular component (GO): plasma membrane
Molecular function (GO): odorant binding; olfactory receptor activity
Source: RefSeq, a predicted model, not a curated record
AUGGAUGAUAUUUUCAAACGCUCUGGCUUUUAUUUUGACAUACGGCUCAUAAAAUGGCUUGGUCAGUGGCCGUUUCAGUCCAAGAGGACGGACAAUAUUCGGAGACUCUUGGCAAUAUCACUCAUGUUCAGUAUAUUCAUACCAUCGAUCAUCAAAUUUUGCGAAUUACGAGAUAAUAUAUACAAAAUGGUGGAUUGUAUACCAAUGCUGGGACUACAUUUUGCAGGUAUAUCCAAAUUCCUAAAUUGGAGUUAUCACCGAGAAAAGGUUGUACAAUUACUGAAUCACAUGCGAUACGACUGGAAUAAUUUGAAAAAUGAGUUUGAUUCAAACGUGUUGGAAAAAUUCAGUUCUUCUGGCCAAAGCUUAUUCAUCGCUUAUGCAAUAGGGAUAUAUGGAACGACAGCAGUAUAUUUCAUUAUACCUUUUGUUCCAAUCAUCUUGAACAUUAUACUCCCAUUAAAUGAAUCUCGACCACAUCUAUAUCUUUAUCAUACGGAGUACUUCGUAGAUCAGAAUGAGUAUUAUUACCCUAUCCAAUUGCAUGCGUAUAUGGCGGUUUCGGUAUCUGUAACAUGCCUCGUUUCCUUUGAUCAAAUGUGCGCUAUGUUCAUUCAUCACGCCUGUGGAAUGUUCGAAAUAUUGAAACUACAUCUAGAAAAUAUACAUACUACUGUGGUGACAAACGAUGAUAAAAACUCAUCAGUGAAGGAGGAAAGAGCUAUCCAAGAAAUAAUAUAUUGUCUCCAGAUACACAAUCGAAUUUUCGAAUUUCUGGAGGUGGUGGAAAUUUGGGAUCAAAUGAUAAUGCUGAUGGUUGGAGCCGGGAAUACGUUGAUUAUAACAGCUUGUGGAGUUGGAGGUAUAUUGAAUCAUCCGGAUUUUUUGGGAGUAAUAAGAUUAUUUCUCUUCAAUUAUGGCGCUAUUAUUCACUUUUUUUAUAACUGUUGGCAAGGGCAUUUGAUUCUUAAACAAGGUGAAAGUAUUUUCAUAGCAGCUUAUCAGAAUGAGUGGUAUAAGUUACCCUGCCGGUUGCAACGAAUGCUAUUGCCUGUGAUGGCGAAGAGCCUGAAGCCAUGCGAAAUAACAGCUGCUCACUUGUUUCCAAUGUCAUUAGCAACUUUUGGAAUGGCCAUGAAAGCGGCCAUAUCAUACUUCACUCUCUUUCAAUCGAUGAAAUGAAGGCAUUGAGAUACAUACAACACUCUGAAAGGA